CUUCUAGAUGAAAACUGAGAAAUAUCUAAAUACAAAUUGUUAAUUUGAUUUAUUUGCAGUUUGUACAUUUAAGUGUAACACAGUAGCUAAUACUGAAUCAUUAGAUAUACUUUCCUUAACAUAACAAGUGUAAAAUGAAAAAGGAAAAAGUUGAAAAAAUUCAAAAUAGUCUUAGUGAAUAUCUAAAAAAGAGAAACUAUGAGGUAUUUAGCAGUGUGAGCGAAGCAUCAGAGCGGGAAGUUGGAAUGCUCGGACUGCUGGAGUCCUCAACACCCAACAGCCUUAGCUACACUGCACCUGCUGCCAGUCAUCUGCACAUAGAGCAUCAGUUUGCAAGAUUGAAGGCAUGGAUGAUGGAAGCUAGUGAGCCAUGCCGCUCGGAGCUGUCUCAGUUGCUGUUCCCUCUCUUUGUUCACAUCUACCUUGAGCUGGGAGCAUCAUCUGGAAAAUCAGCUGCCAGCAAUUUCUUUAACAAAAACUGCCAGGUUUUUCGUGUGAACCGUGAGUAUGAGCUCACAUUGAGACAGCUUGUGAGCACCACAGGAGAUGCCAGCCAGACAGUAAUUCGCUGCCUCAAAAGUGGGAAGUAUCUGGUGCACGUGAGUGACUCAAGCACCUUACAAUACCUGCUACGCUAUCUGCGUUCUGGUAACAACCCAACUCUUUUACAGAUUAUGAGUCGCUACAUAGACGUGGAAGCUGACGACGGUCUCGUUCCUUCUGUGCUAUUCAGCGAAAAUAAAGAGAAAGAGGAGGAAAAACCGGGCGCUUGUUCCACGUCUGUUAGGGACUGCAGUGCUGAGCAGCUAGCGGCCGUGGAGGCCGUCAUCUCAAACACCCGCCAACUCCCACACCCUGGCUAUUCCGUUGCUUUAUACAGCGUACUUAAUGCCCACAAUGGCGUGUGCUGUGCAAGCAUCUCACCUCAAGUUGAUAUAUUAGCUUGUGGCUUUGAGGAUAGCGUAGUAAAAGUUUGGUCUUUGACUCCCCACUGGCCACAUACGUCACAACAGAAUAAAGCGACGACUUAUCUCUCGUGUGACGAAAUUAGAAUUGAUGAGCCCGUGAAAGAUGGUAAUUUUAAGGAAGAAAGUUCUGCUUCUGGUACAGCAACAAGCAGCAGUCGGUCACGUAAACAAGCUAGUGGCGGAGAAGUGUUAUCGCUCAGAGGUCAUUCAGGGCCAGUUUUUGACAUGGAUUUUACUAGCUCGUCCUCUCAUCUGGUAACCGUCUCAGAAGACACAUACAUGCGGCUGUGGAACUUGUCGGACGGCGAGUGUGUAGCUAAAUACUCCGGUCACAAUUAUCCUGUGUUUAGAGUCACGAACUCAGCUCGUGACCUUCACGUCGCAACUGGCUCGGCAGACCUUACUGCACGACUCUGGAACUUGGAAUACUUGCAUCCUCUGCGGGUGUUUGCUGGUCAUACUGCGUCAGUGAAUGCGGUUGCCUUCCACUCGAAUUGUAGUUAUUUAGCUACAGGAUCGUGGGACCACAGUGUACGAUUGUGGCAGAUCACAGAUGCUUGCGCCGUCAGAAUAUUCUUGCAUCACACAGCGCCUGUGACCAGCCUAGCUUUCUCGCCGAACGGCCGCCUGCUGGCGUCAGGCAGCUGUGACGGCAGCGUGGCUGUAUGGGAUCUGUCAGCGGGCAAGGUGAUUGCUGACAUCAGCUACCCGAACACCAGUGACGCGGGCCCGUCAGCCGGCAACUGCGAGAGCGUCGUCGCGCUCAGCUGGUCGCUGGACUCGCUGCUCCUCGUCAUCUCUUCCAUGGACGGACUAGUGCGCACCAUCGCCAUCGAUGCGGACACAAGCGACAGAGAAGCAGAGACGAGUGAAGUGCACAGCGUGACGUGUGGUGUGGACGCCACGUUGCUGCACGCUGCGCUCACCAAGCACAACUUCAUUGCUGCGGUCGCGGUGCAGAGACCUGACCGAUAAACUUCAGGCAGCGCAAAGUAAUCAUUAUGUUCUUGCAUUAGAUAAUUUGAUUGAAGUAUGAUCGGACACAUUUGAUCGACAUAUGAAAAACCACAUUUUGUCAACAUAUGAUAAACCACAUUUUGUCAACAUAUGAUUAUGCACAUUUUGUCAACAUAUGAUCAACCACAUUUGUCAACAUAUGAUCAACCACAUUUGAUCAACUUAUGCUUGUGUAUUGUUUAUCGUGGAGUAUUAGGAGGAAUACUAUCGCUUGAUUGAAAUAUGGUCUCUCUAUGUAGCUAUUUUACACCGCCCGUCAUGCAUGGAUCUGUAACGAACAUGAAUAAAGUGAGACCCUAUGGUAACAGCACGUAGAGGAUGAAAGUCUAUUGUAGAUUGAAAAAUGAGCUUUUUUCGUGCCGCCUCGUAGACACAAUAGCCUU
Molecule: messenger RNA, 2368 nt
Organism: Hyalella azteca
Lineage: Eukaryota; Metazoa; Arthropoda; Malacostraca; Amphipoda; Hyalellidae
Product: TAF5-like RNA polymerase II p300/CBP-associated factor-associated factor 65 kDa subunit 5L
Exons: 8
Coding region: 135-1943 (602 amino acids)
Biological process (GO): transcription initiation at RNA polymerase II promoter
Cellular component (GO): transcription factor TFIID complex
Molecular function (GO): RNA polymerase II general transcription initiation factor activity; protein binding
Source: RefSeq, a predicted model, not a curated record